Molecule: messenger RNA, 432 nt
Organism: Thalassophryne amazonica
Lineage: Eukaryota; Metazoa; Chordata; Actinopteri; Batrachoidiformes; Batrachoididae
Gene: rpl35
Product: ribosomal protein L35
Exons: 4
Coding region: 60-431 (123 amino acids)
Biological process (GO): translation; maturation of LSU-rRNA from tricistronic rRNA transcript (SSU-rRNA, 5.8S rRNA, LSU-rRNA)
Cellular component (GO): cytosolic large ribosomal subunit; ribosome
Molecular function (GO): mRNA binding; structural constituent of ribosome
Source: RefSeq, a predicted model, not a curated record
GUCGUCCUUUUUUUGCGUACACGCGGUGUUUCUGCUUCUUUCCGGUUCAGGCCAUCAUCAUGGCGAAGAUAAAGGCCAGAGAUCUGCGGGGGAAGAAGAAAGAGGAGCUGCUGAAGCAGUUGGACGACCUGAAGAACGAGCUCUCUCAACUCAGGGUGGCUAAAGUCACCGGAGGAGCCGCGUCCAAGCUCUCUAAGAUACGUGUCGUCCGCAAAUCCAUUGCCAGAGUGUUGACUGUCAUCAACCAGACGCAGAAGGAAAACCUGAGGAAAUUCUACAAGGGGAAGAAGUACAAGCCCCUGGAUUUGAGACCCAAGAAGACCAGAGCGCUGCGCCGCCGGCUCAACAAGCAUGAAGAGAGUCUGCGCACCAAGAAGCAGCAGAGGAAAGACCUGCUUUACUCCAUCCGCAAGUUUGCAGUCAAAGCUUAGA